AAGAAAAAAAAAAUGUAAAAACUCACAUUUUCUCUGAGACUUUCACAUUGUCUCACCCAUCGGUUUCAGGAGAGAGAGGUUAGUAAAGUGGGAAAAUGCAGGUGGAGAAUUGUAGGGUUAGGGUUUCGAUUAAGCUUACUGAUUCACGCCAUGGAUUCACCUGAAAUUCCCAAAAUCAUAGCCAGCACAUCACCUUCCUCAGAUUCUCCUCCAGUUCAAGGGAAGGUCAAAGUUAGGGUUUUGGACUUUUGGAAUUUGAGGGUUUAGUGGUGGAGAAGUUGAAUUUGUGAUUCUGUGAUGUCUCUCAAUGUGCAACGCAAUCGGGUUUCUGAGUCACCAGUUUUCAGUUACAUUAGCAAUCUAUCACCAAUACAGCCUGUGAAGGCUUCACAUGCAGCGCAAGGGUUCCCGGGACUUAGCUCUCCUCCUCUUGUGUUCACGUCACCACGCAUAAAUACACUCCGGGAAACAAGUUUCUUGAAAAGGCCUCAAUACCCACAAUUAUCCAGUGCAGAAAAACCUAAAGCACAAGAUGAAGCCAAGAAAUUUGUUGAUGGUCCAGUUGAUUCCAAGAAACAUAUUACCCAACUGCAGAUGGGAUCGAUUACUGAUUCUCAGGACUGUGAGACCAACAGUUCCUCAGAGGGUGUUGAUGAAUACUUAGCCGAUCCCAUGGAGAUGGACUGUACGAAUUCUGCUCAAUCAGUCAAUCCAUGUUUGAAAGAAUCUAAAAUUUCCUAUAAAUCUGAGGCACCAUCAGAGCAGGCUACAGAGGACCUUCAAGGAAAGCAAACAUUUGAUGCAAAACCUGUCAAAAUUAAAGAGCUUAGUCAUGGUGCGUUGCCAUCUUCCGAGCGCCCAAAGGUUGGAUCCGGAAUAUCUGUCGAUAAUGCUUUCAAUGGAGAGUAUCACCAUGGUUUGCAUAAUCAGUCACAGGGCUUCGGAGGUCAACACCAGGAUGAUUGUGAUCAUAGCCCUCAAUCUCCUCCUGGACGUUUGCAGAUUGGUCAGGUGUAUGAGGAUUGUACAGAGAACGUCGGUGGAACCUCUAAGGGAAUAAUCGGGAACAUGAUAUUGCAUGCUCCUAAUAAGGUCAAAAAUGACCAAGGUGGCAUGCAUAGACGUUGUCUUCAGUUUGAAGAGGCUCCUCCUUGUGCCACUGGAAAAAGAGACAGUUCUUCUAUAGAGAAAGUUAACGAUUCAGAACCACCUGCCAGCACUGCAGAAUUGGAGAUUGUGAAAGUAUCUUAUGCAGCAACUUCCAAGAGACAGAUGGGUGCCUCAUUGCCACCUCUGUAUGGUGGAAGCUCUCCUUUAACUGUGCCCAAACCAUCAGGUAUUGGCUUGCACCUAAACAGCAUAGUCAAUGCUGUACCCUUUGUUCGUGGUGCAACAACAAGCAUAAAAUUAGCAGAUCACGACAUUGGUUUGCAAGUUAUGAAAUCAUCAGCUGUUGUGAGCCACCAUUUAUCGGAGAAUGUGAGGGAUGACACUGAAACUUCUUCAAUUGCUGCAAGUUCCUCCAUCACCCAGUCUCCCCACACUGUGGAAUUUGAGCAUCUUGGAUCUCCCCUUGAGGAGAGGAAAUCUGAUUCUCAGAAUGUUGACAGUUAUAAGGAGUUGAACCAAUCUAGUUCACAAAAGAAAAGGAAAAGAACACCAAGCUCUAAAGAUAGUGAUGGGUGCAAGCGGUGCAACUGUAAGAAGACCAAGUGCUUGAAACUUUAUUGCGAUUGUUUUGCUGCUGGAGUUUAUUGUGCCGAAACUUGUGCUUGCCAAGGAUGCUUUAAUAUACCCGAUUAUGAAGAUACAGUUCUUGAGACGAGGCAACAAAUUGAAGCCCGUAAUCCACUUGCAUUUGCCCCCAAGAUUGUACAGCUUGAAGAAGAAAUUCAGUUUACACCAGCCUCGGCAAGACACAAAAGGGGGUGCAAUUGCAAAAAGUCAAUGUGUCUGAAAAAAUAUUGUGAAUGCUAUCAGGCCAAUGUUGGAUGCUCCAGUGGAUGUCGCUGUGAUGGAUGUAAAAAUGUUUAUGGCAGGAAGGGAGAUUAUGGUCCAAUAGAUCAUGGUGUGACUAAAGACAUGAUUAGUGACAAAGCCGGCAAGGAAACAUUUGAUGAGAAGCUGGAAAUGGUGGCAACAAAGAAAGAUGCUUUGUCUACUGAGUUGUAUGAUUCACACAACCACACUCCAUUGACGCCAUCAUUUCAGUGCUCAGAUCCUGCAGAUAAUGUACCAAAAUCCCCUUGCCUUCUUACAAGUUACCUUCGAUCACCUGAAUCUGAUCUUACCGUCAUAUCAUCUUAUGAAAAAUCAACAAGAUCCUCUCUGAGAAAUUCAGAGACCAGUGGGAUUCUUCUGGAGACAAGUAAAGAAUUAUCAGGUAUGGGUUAUUACUGCUGGCAGGAGGACUAUGACAACAUUGGAAUAGCAGACACUUUUUCACCAAGAUACGACGCUGCCCCCAUUAUAUGCCAUAUUACUCCAUUAUCAGAUCUUUGCUCAAAGGCCUCAGCUUCUUCCACAUCAUCAAGAAGUGAUUGGAAAAAUGCUUCACAAGUUCAGCUAUGCCCUGAAAGUCAAGGUCUGUCAUCCAAUAGUUCUCUUCGUUGGUGUAGUUCACCACUCACCCCAAUGACUCGGUUAGGUGGGACGGAAUGUUCUCAAGGUCUGGACUUUGACCAUGGGCUUUCUGACAUUAUGCAAGAAGAAAUGCCUGAGAUACUUAAGGACAUUUCUGCUACCAAUAAGUCGGUGAAAGUAAGUUCCCCCAAUAAGAAACGGGUUUCUCCACCCCACAACCACAAUCAUGAGCUUGGUGCAAGCUCUUCAGGGAGCUUGAGAAGUGGCCGCAAGUUCAUAUUGAAGGCUGUCCCUUCGUUCCCACCCCUUACCCCUUGUAGCAGUUCCAAAGGUAGUAAUACCAUUCAGAGCACCGGUAAUCUUCACGAUAAGGGUAGGAAGAAAUGAUUGACAGUGACACUGAUGGAGUCCACAUUUUUACUCCGGGGUGUCACUGUGGUAACUUCUCGCAAUUGGAAGCAGAAGACGUUUGUAUACAGUUAUGUAGGUUAAAUUAUUGUUAGGUUCGAAUGCAGAAAUAUCUUCAGAUAUCUUAUAUAUUCCCCUCCCCCCUAUCUUUGUGAUGAGCGAAUUCAAUUUGGUAUGUAAGUGUACCAAGAGGCUGCAUUUCUCAAGGUUAUUGCAGAAAUUGGAAACACAACGUUGUCAUCUUGUUUCUCAUGAUCUUAGUUUUCAUUUAUUUGUUGUUAAAAUUUUAUUCCUCCAUGGUUGGAGGCAAUGACUGAUUUGUUCCAAUUCUUGGUAAUUUAUGUUUUCCUUUUUUA
Molecule: messenger RNA, 3347 nt
Organism: Malus domestica (apple)
Lineage: Eukaryota; Viridiplantae; Streptophyta; Magnoliopsida; Rosales; Rosaceae
Product: CRC domain-containing protein TSO1-like
Molecular function (GO): DNA-binding transcription factor activity
Source: RefSeq, a predicted model, not a curated record